Molecule: messenger RNA, 1773 nt
Organism: Daldinia loculata
Lineage: Eukaryota; Fungi; Ascomycota; Sordariomycetes; Xylariales; Hypoxylaceae
Exons: 1
Coding region: 185-1660 (491 amino acids)
Biological process (GO): phospholipid transport; mitochondrion organization
Cellular component (GO): ERMES complex
Molecular function (GO): lipid binding
Source: RefSeq, a predicted model, not a curated record
CCAACAUUUUGAUUGAUACGACUUGUACUUAACACAACUACCUUAUGAGGUGGUCUUCAAUUUUCACCUUUCAUACCCCACAAGUAAUUAUGGUAUGAAAUAAAUCUACUAUUAAUUUUCACUGGGAAUAAGAUAAGAUAAUGGGAAAUUUAGCAAUAGUAAACUAUCAUACGCCACCGCCAUUAUGUCGAUAGAUCUGAAUUGGGAGACACUGACGGGCGGGCCGGACGGUGCCGCGCUCGCGGAACACAUCCGCGAUUUCAUUCACACCAAAUUUCAGGCCGUUCCCUUACCGCGUUUUAUCAAAUCCGUCAAAGUCCACGACUUCGCUUUUGGUACCAUACCACCAAAUGUUGUGCUGAAGGACAUAUGCGAUCCGCUACCAGACUUCUAUGAGGAAAAUUCAGAUGUGUCAGACGAAGACGAGGAAGAAGAUGAGGAAGAGAGUCUUGUCCAGGAUGAGAGAGGAAGGCAUGGGCAUUCGGAAGAUAUAUCCGAAGCGAUUAGAGCCGCCGAGCGUAAGAGGAGAGCGGACCAGAUUCGGAGAUUAGAGGGAAGGGGUGGGAGCGGCCGCAGGGGUGGUGAGGGCGAAAGUGGAACGACCACUUAUCAUCCGGAAGGUCUAUAUCCGCCUCAUAUCCACGUCGCUGGUUUACGGAGCGCCCCCGGCACUCCCGAUAUAGGCAACCCCUUCCUAGGACUCGGCGUUCCGACGCCUGGCGUGCCUGGCGGUACGGCAAAUAUGCACUACUUCCAGUCAAAGCUCGCGACCACUUGGUCCGGCACGCAGACGCCGUUAGCGGCCGUCGCCGGAGCGCAACACUUGAACGGUUGGUUGGAGAUGGGUGGCCUACAUACACCUCCUUCAGAGAGAUAUUCGCGAAGUCGUGAUCACAGCACACAGCCUUCACAGGGCUCUGCUUCUAUACCAGAUCACCCUCCAGUUCCAUCCCCUACCCUACCCCCAGCUUCACUCUCGCCGAUGCCACACCCGCUCCGGGAGAAACAUAGUGUGUCAACUCUCGCACCAACAUCGGCCGGUCCGUCACGACCGCCUACCAGAGACAGGAUGACGAGCGCAACACAUAUGACAGGCUUGCCUCGGUCUAACCGCAGUCCCGACGGAAAAGGGGCGCGCGAAGGAUCCUCGGAAGAGGAGGAAGAGGCGCCCAAGAAGUUCCGGGAGCCCAGGAUAGACGAUUUGCAAGCUGUAUUCCGCAUCAAAUACGCGGGUGAUGUGAAGCUGAUGUUGACGGCCGAGAUCCUGCUCGACUACCCGAUGCCGAGCUUCGUGGGGAUUCCGGUAAAGCUGAAUAUCACGGGGCUUACCUUCGACGGGGUCGGCGUCGUCGCAUAUAUUAGGAAACGCGUGCACUUCUGCUUCUUAAGUCCUGAGGACGCACUUGCUGCCGUGGGGCAGGAUGACGAUAAUGGUGGUGAUGGAGAUGAGCAGGGUACAGGAACUACUAGCGGCGUCCGGAAAGGCAGGCUUGGGAGUUUGCUACAGGAGGUUAGGGUUGAGAGUGAAAUAGGUCAAAGAGAAGGUACGAAGCAGAGCCUAAAGAACGUCGGGAAGGUUGAGAAAUUUGUCCUCGAACAGGUCAGGCGGAUAUUCGAGGAAGAGUUCGUGUAUCCUAGUUUCUGGACAUUUUUGGUGUAGAAACAUUAACUAAUGUAGAUUUACGACUCUCUUCUCUAUAACUGACGAGAGUAUUCAUGGAUUAGUUAUUUUAAAUAGACGACACUCAAGGUAGACUGGAGGUUUGUGCAAUG